Diaporthe amygdali is the source of this 1767-nucleotide messenger RNA. Its product is annotated as dnase i-like protein. Bases 1 to 1767 code for a protein of 588 amino acids. NCBI's taxonomy places the organism in Eukaryota, Fungi, Ascomycota, Sordariomycetes, Diaporthales, Diaporthaceae. Gene Ontology annotation, molecular function: sphingomyelin phosphodiesterase activity. The transcript has a single exon. The record is from RefSeq and is a predicted model, not a curated record. Gene Ontology annotation, cellular component: cytoplasm.
AUGGAGCAUACGCACCCCCCCGAGGUCAAUAUCACCACCCUCAACUGCUGGGGCCUCAAGUUCAACAUCUCCAAGCUCCGCCAGCCUCGCCUGCAAGAGAUCGGCCGUCAGAUCGCGCAUGCCUCACCCGCACCAGACAUCCUCUGCCUGCAGGAGGUAUGGGCUCACGCCGACUACCUCGCCAUCCGCCGCGAGACCGCCGCCAUACUGCCCCAUGGCAAGUUCUACUAUAGCGGUGCCUUCGGCGGCGGCCUGGCCAUCCUGUCGCGGUGGCCCAUCGAGGAGUCCACCAUGGUGCCCUACGCCCUCAACGGCCGGCCCACCGCCUUCUGGCGCGGCGACUGGUACGUCGGCAAGGGCGUCGCCUGCGCGCGCCUGCGCUACGGGCCCGGCGACCGGGAUGUCGUCGAGGUCUUCAACACCCACACCCACGCCCCCUACGGCGAGUCGUACCGCGUCCACCGCGAGGCCCAGGCCUGGCAGAUCGCCAAGCUGCUGCGCGGUGCCGCCGAGCGCGGCCACCUCGUGAUCGCCGCCGGGGACUUCAACAUGACGCCACUAUCAACAUACCAUCGCAUCAUCACAGGUACUGCACCCGUGCGGGAUGUAUGGCGCGUCCUGUAUCCCGACUCCAGCCUGGGCUGCGCGGACGACGACAUCGAGAAGGCGAGGGGGAGGAAUAUGCCCACCGCGGAAUUCAACCUUGUCGAGAACGGGGUCACGUCCAAUAGCGUCUUCAACACGUGGCGGUGGCCGCCGUCAGAGCAGAAGAAGCUCGGGGCGGGGAGGCCCAUCAUCGGCGUCGACCCGGGGCGCGCGGACCCGCGCGGGAAGCGGCUCGACUACGUGUUCGCGAGCACGGGGCCGCGGGAGCUCGAGGACGGCGUGGGCGGUUGGGUGGUCAAGGACGCGCGCGUGGGCAUGACGGCGCGCCACCCGGAGCUGGGCUGCAGCCUGUCGGACCACUUCUCGGUCGAGGCGACGCUGGCCUUCCACACGGCGCCGCGCGACGCCGCCACCGAGGCCAGCCUCAAGUGGCCGCUGCCGCCAGGCGUCACCUCUUCACUUUCUGCCUUCCGCGCCUCGACCCUGUUCCCCCGGCGGUCACACGACACCAAGGACGCUGACCACCCGGACGCCUCCUCCUCCCUGCCGCCCGCCCGCGCCGACAGCGGCGGCGGCGGCAGCAGCAGUCCCGCCAACGGCGCCUUCCUCCAGCUGCAGACCCCGACGCCCUCAUCAACACGGACAUCCUUCAUCCAGCGGCCCCGGUCCCGCAGCCCGUCAGCAGUCGCUGCGGACCACGACGCCCAGCUGCUCUCCUCCCUCCGGCCCUCGCCGGGCGGCGGCGACCCGUCAUUCACAUCCCUGUCCCCCUUUGGCCGGCCCGAGGACUUCGACGCCCUCCUCGCCAGCAUGGAGGCCUACCAGGCCCGCGAGGCCGAUCAGGCCUUCCACCGCGCACUGCACUUCGGCUCCUGGGUGCUCAUCACCAUCGCCUGCUACGUCGCCGUGUGGUUCGUCCCCGCCCACCACGGCGGCGGCCUGUCACGGUCCCAGAACCACGCCAUUAACUUCGUGCUCCUGCUCUUGAGCAGCCUCGGCCUCGUGGCGGGCUGUGUCGACGGGCUGAUGGCCUUGUUGUUCUUCAGAGGCAGCGAACAGCGUGCACUCAAGGAGUACGAGUGGGAGCUGAGGAAUGCCAGGGCGCUGGCUGCCGGUGAGGGUCACGGGGUUGUUGAGGAGGUCAGAGGGCUGAAGUCAUGA